GUUUUGGUCUUAUGAAACAGACUCGUGACGUCUGUUAGGUAAAGUGUAACCGGAAAGUAUAAAAUAUAGGCCCAUUCCGACUCUGAUUCAGAAUUGAACAUUGGCGCCAAAGUAAUAUUAGAGGUCACACUGCCUCGAUAAAUAAAAUUUGCGUUAAAAAAAUGCCUAUCAGUGAUGAGAUGGAGACUGGAUAUUCAAAUAUCGAGGACGUGAGUGGAUUCGACUUGAAUGGAAAUGACAGGAAGAGAAAGAGUUCACCAGUGACGUCAUGUAUUUUCUCUCUGAAAGAUGGAAUCGGGGAUCUGGUAAAAGCACUGCAGGUUCUUCAGAACAGCAAAUUAAACAUCAAACAUAUCGAGACAAGGCCCUCAAAAAAAUCCACCUCGCAACUGGAGUAUUACGUGGAGUUCGAGACUCAAAAUGGCGGCCUGAAUGAUGUCAAGACGCUGCUGAAGGAACAGGUCGCCGAUCUAACCAUUCCGGAGAAUAUUACGCCACCGGCCAAAACCCCGAAAGUACCGGCAGAGCAUUGGCCUUCAACCAAAGAUGAAUGUCCCUGGUUCCCUAAGAGUGUAUCGGAACUGGAUCAGACUUCAAAUCGUGUUCUUAUGUACGGUGCCGAUCUUGAUGCUGAGCACCCGGGUUUCAAAGACGAAGUAUACAGGAAACGACGGAUAUUAUUCGCCGAAAUUGCAUUUAACUUUAAACACGGUCAUCCAAUCCCAAGGGUGGAAUACACAGAGGAAGAAAACCGAACAUGGAGCACCAUCUACCGGGAGCUAAGGGAACUUUACAAGACUCAUGCUUGCCGACAACAAAGAGAAAAUCUGCCGUUGCUGGAGCAAAACUGUGGAUACGGUGACAAGGCCAUCCCACAACUCGACGACGUCUCCCGCUUCUUGCAAAAACGAACGGGGUUUCAACUUCGCCCUGUGGCUGGCUAUCUCUCGUCACGUGACUUUCUAGCCGGGUUGGCAUUUCGAGUUUUCCACUGUACACAAUAUAUCAGGCACAGUAGUGAUCCGUUCUAUACUCCCGAACCGGAUUGUUGCCACGAACUCCUUGGCCACAUGCCCCUGUUGGCGGACAAGACGUUUGCCCAGUUCGCCCAGGAGAUUGGUCUUGCUUCAUUAGGUGCUUCCGAUGAGGAAGUGGCGAGACUGGCCACGUGUUUUUUCUUCACCAUUGAGUUCGGUUUAUGUAAGGAGAACAGUGAGAUGCGGGUGUACGGUGCAGGGCUCCUUUCCUCUGUUGGCGAAUUACGGCACGUUCUCUCCGACAAGGCAGUGGUGAAGCAAUUUGAACCAGAAGUGACAUCCAAGCAAGAAUGCAAAAUCACAACAUACCAAGACUGUUACUUUUCCACGGGAAGCUUCGAGGAAGCCACGUUCAAAAUGAGGGAGUACGCGAAGUCAAUCAAGCGGCCUUUCGAGCUGAAAUACGAUCCUUACACCAACAGUGUCGAAGUCUUGGACACUGCUGCCAGCCUCAAAAGGGCAGUGGAGGAGGUACAGGAAACCCUGUUAGUGAUAUCGAGUGCUUUGAGCAAGAUUACACACUAAAAAUACAAAAAGUAUUCAACGCGAGCUAUACGAGCAACAGAGUUGACCCUCCCGGUCUUCCUCUUCUUGCUGGGCGCCGGUGUAAAAGAAAUGCAAGUCCCCCCCCCCCAAAAAAAAUAAGUCCGGUCCUUUUGUUAAAGUGAAUAGAGUCGCCUAGUUCCUUUGUUGAAUAUUAUGUAGCUAACCCUAAACAAACCAUUAACUACAUUCGUUGACAAUACACAGCUAUUGUAUGGGGUCAUGCUUUCCUAGGACGUCCAUUCCUUUUACACCGGUUAAGUGAUUCUACCAAGUGUUGUUUAUCCCGGAGAUAUAUUGAACUCUUAGGUCUCAAAAGAAACCUGCCUUAUAAUGAUGAUAAUUAUUGUACUAAGUUUUUAUCCUAAUGAAUCUACCAUGUAUAAUGAUAAUCAUGGUAAUGUGUUCUACCAAGUGCAUGGUACGGCAUGUUACAUAAUUAUAUUCAUUUUAGAUACCAUUAUUUAUAUUACAAAGUAAGUAUAUUGUACGCGCAUAUACGUGAAUAUUAACUGUUAUAUUUCAUGUUUAAUCCAUUUGUCAUAUCGAGAAACGAUUUAUUCGUGUUACUGCUUACUGUAAAGUAUCAUAUCGAAUAAAGUCUAUAUAUUGUUGAA
Molecule: messenger RNA, 2197 nt
Organism: Lineus longissimus
Lineage: Eukaryota; Metazoa; Nemertea; Pilidiophora; Heteronemertea; Lineidae
Product: tryptophan 5-hydroxylase 1-like
Exons: 13
Coding region: 162-1562 (466 amino acids)
Biological process (GO): aromatic amino acid metabolic process
Cellular component (GO): neuron projection
Molecular function (GO): iron ion binding; tryptophan 5-monooxygenase activity
Source: RefSeq, a predicted model, not a curated record